Messenger RNA from Glossina fuscipes, 1504 nucleotides. RefSeq names its product sperm flagellar protein 1. The record is from RefSeq and is a predicted model, not a curated record. Gene Ontology annotation, biological process: regulation of cytoskeleton organization. The transcript has a single exon. NCBI's taxonomy places the organism in Eukaryota, Metazoa, Arthropoda, Insecta, Diptera, Glossinidae. Gene Ontology annotation, cellular component: axoneme. Gene Ontology annotation, molecular function: microtubule binding. Bases 487 to 1359 code for a protein of 290 amino acids.
AGCAGAAAGAGCGAAGACUCAUAUAAAAUCAAAAAUUAUAUACCUUAAACGAUUUCAGAAAUUUUCAUUUGAAUUUAUAGAAAACAUUUCUUCUAACAUCACUUUGAUGUCAGAAUUGUUUUCGAAAAUCAAGAAUUUUUUCAUUUCCAAUUUUCAUUUAGUUCUAUAAACAGGUUGAUAAAAAUAUGAAUUUUAUAUUUUUUGUAAAAAGAAAUCAAUCAUAAAAAACCGUCUUUCUUUAUUUCGCUUUCCUUUGAGAAUUAAUUUCGGAAUUUCGCAAAUUUAAUUUCGAGAGAUUAACGCUUAACCAAAAAAAGCCAAUAAAAGAGAAAAUAUCAAUAAAUCAAUAAAAAAAAUACAAAAAAUUCAAAUCUGAUCCAACAUCUAAAGUUCGUCUGUAAGCAGCAUCGUAAACAACAACAACACCAAAAAAAAAAAGAAGUAAAAAAUACAUAAAAAAAAAAAAACACCGAAAACAGAAGAAAAAUGCCGAAAAAAUUGACAAACGAGGAUUUAGAAACUUUGAAACUUUGGCUAACGGAUCAUGAGGUUCACUAUAAGAAUUUGAAUCGUGAUGCUUCCGACGCCGUAUUGGUAGUAACUUUAUUAAAGAAAAUUCAUCCGAAACUUAUCGAUCUGCAUAACUACCCGUCACGUAAUAACACGCAGCUAAAGAUAAACAAUUGGGAAACGUUGAAUUUAAAGGUGUUAAGCAAGCUGGGUCUGCAGCAAAGCAAGAGCAUGCUCGAAAAAUUGGCUAAGGGUACUGUUGGUGCCGUUGAGGCUUUACUAAGCGAUAUAAUGCUGAUGGAGAAAGCGAAUCAGGCUCGCGGUGAUAAACGUGACGACGAGCAAGAGCAAUUAUGGUCGGAAAACGAUGAUCUUAUGAUGGUAACCGUGAACAAAAAGAUUGGCGAUGCGAUCAUCCAGGUGCCACAGAAAAUGAUAUUAUAUUCGAUUUACGAGCAAGUGUUGCGCAAAUCACAAGCUAAGGACGUUUAUCUGAGCGCCUCGCAGCAAAAAAUUACGCAUUUAGAGAACGUACUCAAAUUGAAAGCGGAACGUAUCGAAGAACUAUGCGCUCAGCUGGCCAAGGUAUCGGUGAGAAGCUUAAUGAAGCAACAUAAUUUAGAAACUUCAAGUUCCAAUUCGGCUCUGCCAACGGAAACCCUUAAUGACAACAACAACAACGACAACAACAACAACAACAGCAACAGCAACAUCAACAACGACCAAUCGAAUUUAAGAACACCCAGAACUAUUACAAUAACCACAGAAGUGACACCAAACGACUACAAUAAUAAUAACAGCAGCUAUCAUAACAUAAACAAUAACCUUAGCAGCAAUAAACUCUUUUAAUCCAAUCCUUGCUAUCUAUCAUCAAUUAUAAGAUACAUGCAUUCCGGUGGUAUGUGUCUAUAUGAUUGGGUUUGCUUGUCUGUUUGUCCGUGAGUGUAUUUACUACUACUAUUCUACUACUACUUAUACUACCACUACUACCACU